AUGAGUCAGGAACCGAAUAGCUCGUCGAAGAAACGGCCAUCAAGUUCAAGCUACACGCAAAGCUACAAGGAUGGAGAAGUCCCGAAGGCGCACUCUGCCGCAUCUGAGAAAGUUCUGGCGGGACAUGGAGUGUACAUCAACGAAUUGCAGGGCCUAUCAUACGUGCAGGAAGAGAGCAAGUCGUACUGCAAACGCCUGUUACAGAGUACCUACCCGGAGCCACAAUACACGGCAUUUCCACUGUCCAAAUUCUUAUCAGUGUGGCAGCGAGUGCAAAAUCAGCUGGAACAUGUCGUGGAAGACAUCGACACAGAGUGGACGCGGUGUAAGACGCUCGGAGGACCCAGAUUGAAACCUGAUCCGGCGCUCGGAAUUGCCGCGUCCGCUUUCAACGAAGAAGAGUUGGCGAAGCUGCGGAACUACACGGCGUUCGAGCGCGCCACAUUGUUCACUAACAACCUUUAUUUCCCGUUUCUGCUUAGCGAGGCCAAAAGCGCGGAUGUGGGGAUCAGCGUGGCUGAUCGUCAAAACAUGCACAGCAGCAGCAUGGCGGUGAACGCCAUCAUCCAGCUUUGUCGUGCUGCAGACGAAGCGCAAGUGGUGGAUUUGAGCGGACGAAUCCUGGUGUUCUCGGUCUCGCACGACAACGAACGAGUGAAACUGCAGGAAGAGGACCACGACUUUGUGCGAGAGGUGUACCACACGUUCUACCCAGCACAGCUGAAACGAGUCCGUGAUGCACUGGCGGCCAUGGAGGAUCCUCGGAACGUGUCGAUGACUUCCAGCGUGGGCAUGGAGGAAGACGGAUCCCAGGAGCUAGAUCCGAGUGCUCGGUCCUCUCGGGAAACGGCAGGGUUCAAGAGACCUGACACUCCUGCCAGCAAGAAGCAAAAGGGAGAGAUGGCCCUUCUGCGCGAGCAGCUAGAGCAGCAGAGAAAAGAUACGGAAGAAAGGGAGGCUAAUCUGUUGAGAGAGUUGGAGAAGCAGCGACAAAAUGUGGGAAAGCAGCGGCAAGAGUCUGAGCAGCAGCAGAAAGAACUCAUGAAGCUGCUGACGGAGCAGAGCACGCAGAUCAAAGAACUCUUACAGAAACGAUGA
Messenger RNA from Lithohypha guttulata, 1098 nucleotides. RefSeq lists its product as uncharacterized. NCBI's taxonomy places the organism in Eukaryota, Fungi, Ascomycota, Eurotiomycetes, Chaetothyriales, Trichomeriaceae. Bases 1 to 1098 code for a protein of 365 amino acids. The record is from RefSeq and is a predicted model, not a curated record. The transcript has 3 exons.